GAAUUAUAGCACAGAAGAAGAAUCAAAUGGGAUGAACUGUUUAUGUUUAUUCGUGUGCUACUAAAGCUCUCACAUUGUGUAACUACUAUCACAUCCUGUCUUGUGACACUCAGCUAUCUGCUCGCAGUUCACCAAGACUUUGUAGACGGAGUCGGACUCUGAAAUGGUCCCUGAAUUCGUUCUGUUUCUCUCGGCACUGGGCUCGCUCGGCGUGGAAGGCACAGCCGGGAAAAAACUGCACUAUGUAACAGUGUUAUUUCGCCAUGGCGACAGAUCCCCAGUCAAGGCCUAUCCUACUGACCCAUACAGAGAGAGCGCCUGGCCUCAAGGCUUUGGACAACUAUCGCAGGAAGGGAUGCGUCAACACUUAGAGCUCGGACAAUUUUUGAGGAAACGUUACAAAGGGUUCCUCAAUGACAGCUAUGUCCGACAUGAGAUCUCAGUGCGCAGCACAGACUACGAUCGUACCCUGAUGAGCGCCGAGGCCAACCUUGCAGGGCUCUAUCCCCCGACUGAUCAGCAGGUCUUCUCACCAAACUUAAAGUGGCAGCCCAUCCCCGUGCACACGGUGCCAAAAAGUGAAGAGAAGCUGCUGUCCUUUCCCCUUGAAGAUUGCCCUCGCUACAAAAUCCUAAUGGAUGAGACCGAACACACAGAAGAAUUUAUUAACGUUACAUCUGCUAACAAGGACAUAAUAGAGCUGGUGAGAAGUAAGACAGGACUGAAUAAGACAAAUGUGGAGUCGGUGUGGAGUGUGUAUGACACACUCUUCUGUGAGUCCCGUCAUAACAUGUCAGCUCCUGAUUGGGUGACCCCGUCAGUCAUGGAAAAGCUCCGGUUUCUCAAAGAUUUUGGAUUCAGGGUUAUAUUUGGUGUCUACAAACAGCAGGAGAAGAGUCGGCUGCAGGGAGGGCUCUUAUUAGGUGAAAUAGUGAAGAAUAUUUCCAAAGCGGCCAAUUCCAAGCAAACGCACCAUCUGAAACUGAUGAUGCUUUCAGCGCAUGACACAACUGUUGCAGCCCUGCAGGCCAGCCUGAAUGUCUUCAAUGGCAGACAGCCGCCAUACGCUUCCUGUCACAUGAUCGAGCUGUACAAGGAUGAGAACGGGUCUCUGUCGGUAUCCAUGUUUUACCGGAAUGACAGCACAGUUGCACCUUACGCUGUUCAGCUGCCAGACUGCGCCAUUGACUGCCCCCUAGAGGACUUUGUGAAACUUACACAACUCUCCAUUUCCAAUGACCGAGACAAAGAAUGCCAAGUACCUUCAAGUGGCAGCAAUAAAGGUCAAAUCAACAUCCACCCAGAACUGUGGGUAAUUUAUUGUUGGUGUCUGGUCCUUCCAUCAGAGGUAAUCAUCACCCUGGCAGUGUCGGGCUGCUUGCUGCUGCUCCUCGUCAUCGUCCUCUUCGUUUCCAUCGUACGCCACAAGGAGCCGUUGAGCAAUCAGGGAUAUCACCACGUCAUCAACCAGGAUGCAGGUGAGGAGUCCUGACAAGAGGGUGGUGUCGUCAAUCGCAGACGAAGCAGCUCCUCGUCAUGGGACCACAGCAAUGAAGAUGAACUUUGACCUCUUGAAGCCUCCAUCAAAUCAGUGAUUUAGUGUCUAAAUACUUGUUGGUUUAGACAAGCUUUUAAAGAAGUGUGCAAUUUUUCACACUUUUUUGUGUUUAGGUCGGCACAUUUCUGAUUGGAAUGGGAGCUGACGUGGUGCACAGGAAGUUAGUGUUUUAAUGUUAGGAGCAGUAAGAAAGGUUUAUCUGGUCAGGUUACAUUUUUAAAUGUGUCAAUUAUGUGUUCAGUUUAGUGCAAUGUUGUCUACCAUCAUGCCUUCAAUAUUUUCUCAUGUUUAAGUCACUCUGUUUGCCACAAAAUCAAAGUGCUGAGUGACACAAAUCUAGCGAGCAUGUCCAAGUGAAAGUAGCACAUCUGAUUUUUACUCCACUUUAUGUCAUCUGAUUGUUUUUAUUGUAAUUUUAACAUAAAUGUGAUGCACCUUUUUGUUGGAUGUCAUCACUGGAACAGCAGUGAGAUCUUCUUCUAGCUUUGUUUUAACUUGAAAGAAUCCAUAAAAAAAACAACUUUCAAAUAGGUUAAUUUAGUUUAAUAACCCUAAAUCACCAUAGGAAACAUUUGGGAGUGGUUGUCAUGUGAAAGUCAUAUGACUAUCUCAGGAUACUGCCCAAAAUGACAGUGUCAGGUAGAGUAAACAAGCUCAUUUACAAAAGUUUAGUUAGUUUUUUUUAACCAUUAAAGCUCAUUUUAAAUACUUUUUAAAAUGUAAUACUUUAAUAGGGUGUCUAACAUUACAGUUCAACUUUUCUUACUGGAUUAAUUUAAUAAAUUACAGUACUAGAACGAGCUUUGGAAAAUACCGCUUUCAAGCUUUUAGCCUCAAAUUGCCAUUGAAAGUGACAUAACACAUUUGUUCCAAUAGUGAAAUUGAUAGGACCAUCAAUAAAUAGCUCUGACUUCUAGCUCAGUUGUGACAAACAGAAAGAAAAGUAUGAUCCAAAUAAAUUCAAUCCUGUGAUGUCAAUGAAAACAUUUGAAUUGUCCCAUUUUGUGAGUUGUACUCGAUUGCAAUUUCAACUUGCUAAAUUAUGAAAUGAAUUAAACAUUGACAUGCACAAGUUUUCUUUCUUUGAAUUCUGCCUUCACGCUUGAAUUGCUCAAUUCCAACAGCACUGUGCCCUUUUUUCAAUUCGUGACAUGAGUGACGUGUCUGUCAUGCUGCUUAAAUUCAGUACGGUUCUGUUCAAAAGAGGAUUUUAUCACACUUGUUCUUCAAAAAAAGAUGACUUUUCACACGUUUAUGUUUUUUUCUGCACGUUACUUUGACAGGAAAACAACUUUUUCAUUGAAAACAAGUUGGCAUUUUUUUUACCUGCCAAAACAAGACAAUUUGUGUGAAAUUCUGAAUGAAAAAUGUGGGACAAUUGUUAUGACGUUUAGAGAAAUGGGGGUUGAAGGGAUAUAUCAAUAGAAAGUUUUGCACUGGAAAAUGUUUAAUUUAAAGCAGAUUUUGGAGAAAGACAUUCUGAAUGGUUUAUAUCAGGGAUAUACAACCAAAUUGUUUUGUAGCCACAUUUCCAGAAAGCUAAGGGCCGAGGGGGCGAGGGCAGACUUCCUUCCCUCUUCACUAUUUAUCUUAUUUUGUAGACCCCGGAGAACCAUUUGAUUUUGGUCUACAACAUUUAUUUUGUCAGAAUUACAGCAGCACUCUGCCGUUUUUUAAAGGACCUGCAAAAAAACUAGUCAAAGAUUUUUUGUAUGACAGCACUGGAGUGUUUUUAAGAAUCUGCAAAAAUGUAAAGUUUUUUUUUAACUGAACUCACAGCUCAAAUGAUGAAAAAGAGAGGACCUAAAAUGAAGCCUUGAGGAACACUACUAGGAUAACUGAAGAAGUUGAGCAAAUGACUACUGACUCCAUCUAAAGUAAACAAGCUACAGCAAUAACUUGGUUACAUAAAAUCACAUUAUGAAAAACAACUAACUGCUAAAAAAGAGAGGACUUAAAGGGGUGCCUUGAGGAAUGCCUCACUUGAGUAAAUCCCAAAUGUGGACCUUUGUGUUGGCUAGCACGGUUAAAAUGUCAAUGCAAGGAUCUGUCAAUGUGCUUAAAGUGGUCCAAGUUCCUCAAUACAACAGAAGCAAUCUAGUUUUUAGGAAUUUGCUGCAAAAAUGUUGUUCUACCAAGUUUUGAACUGUCAUUCUUGGCCUGAAUUCUGCUACUGGUUGAAUGUCUCUGGUUUAAAGGAUUUCAUGUUGAAAUAGUUUGAGAAUUUUUUUUAUCAAUAAAGGAAAAUUGUAGACUUAGGAGAAAGUGGAAUUGUUGAUUUGAAAGUCCUGAAAGUUUUAUUUUCAGUGGGAAUUUUCUGUAACGUGUCCGGCAUUUUCCAA
This is a messenger RNA of Entelurus aequoreus (snake pipefish), 3900 nucleotides long. RefSeq names its product acid phosphatase 2, lysosomal (gene acp2). NCBI's taxonomy places the organism in Eukaryota, Metazoa, Chordata, Actinopteri, Syngnathiformes, Syngnathidae. The record is from RefSeq and is a predicted model, not a curated record. Gene Ontology annotation, biological process: lysosome organization; dephosphorylation. Gene Ontology annotation, cellular component: lysosome. The coding region runs from base 164 to 1492 and encodes 442 amino acids. Gene Ontology annotation, molecular function: acid phosphatase activity. The transcript is spliced from 13 exons.